Molecule: messenger RNA, 957 nt
Organism: Meriones unguiculatus (Mongolian gerbil)
Lineage: Eukaryota; Metazoa; Chordata; Mammalia; Rodentia; Muridae
Product: olfactory receptor 4A5-like
Exons: 1
Coding region: 1-957 (318 amino acids)
Biological process (GO): G protein-coupled receptor signaling pathway
Cellular component (GO): membrane
Molecular function (GO): olfactory receptor activity; G protein-coupled receptor activity
Source: RefSeq, a predicted model, not a curated record
AUGGGCCAGAGCAACAAUGUCACAGAAUUUGUUCUUCUGAGCUUCACUCAGGAUCCUGCAGGGCAAAGAGCAUUAUUUGUUAUGUUUUUACUCAUGUACAUUGUGACGAUGGUGGUCAACCUGCUCAUUGUGGGGACAGUGAUUGCUAGCCCUUCUUUGGGCUCCCCAAUGUACUUCUUCCUUGCAUCUCUGUCACUUAUGGAUGCUGUUUAUUCCACUGCUAUCUCACCCAAGUUGAUUGUAGACUUGCUCCGUGAUAAAAAGACCAUCUCCUUCACAGCUUGCAUAAGCCAGCUCUUUAUAGAACACUUGUUUGGUGGUGUUGAUAUUGUCAUUCUGGUGGCAAUGGCCUAUGAUCGCUAUGUGGCUAUCUGUAAGCCACUGCAUUAUUUAACUAUCAUGAAUCGACGGGUGUGUAUCCUCUUCUUGGUGAUGGCCUGGGUGGGAGGUUUCGCACAUGCUUUAUUUCAAGUUCUCGCUGUGUAUAAACUUCCUUUCUGCGGUCCCAAUGUCAUUGACCACUUUGGCUGUGACAUAUACCCACUAUUGCUACUUGCAUGCACAGAUACUUACUUCAUUGGCCUCUCUGUCAUUGGCAAUAAUGGAGCCAUGUGUAUAGUGAUAUUCCUCCUACUACUACUCUCCUAUGGAAUAAUCAUACGGUCUCUCAAGAAUCACAGUCAGGAAGGGAGGCGCAAAGCUCUGUCUACCUGCAGCUCCCAUAUCACUGUCAUUUUCUUUUUUUUUGUUCCUUGUAUUUUCAUGUAUGUUAGACCUGUUUCUAGUUUUCCUGUUGAUAAAUCCAUCACUGUAUUCUAUACUGUUGUCACUCCAAUGUUGAAUCCUUUAAUAUAUACAUUGAGAAAUUCAAAGAUGAAAAUUUCUAUGGAAAAGCUUCUGCAAAAAGUGUUAAGACCCAAUAGAAGAAGAUUUUCUUCUUGCUGCUCAUAUUACUAA